Messenger RNA from Saccostrea echinata, 1380 nucleotides. RefSeq names its product multiple epidermal growth factor-like domains protein 10. The record is from RefSeq and is a predicted model, not a curated record. Gene Ontology annotation, molecular function: scavenger receptor activity. The transcript is spliced from 11 exons. Bases 13 to 1380 code for a protein of 455 amino acids. Lineage: Eukaryota; Metazoa; Mollusca; Bivalvia; Ostreida; Ostreidae.
UCGUAUGGUAUUAUGUGUAAAGACAGGUGUAGCCCGCAUUGCCUCGAUUCCGCUGAGUGUGAUCACGUGACAGGAUCAUGUACUGGAGGGUGCCUUGCUGGUUGGAGGGGGUCUAGAUGUAAUCAAAAGUGCACAGGAAAGUCCUUCGGCGAGGAGUGUGGUAAAGUAUGUGGCCACUGUUAUGACAACGCCCCUUGUAAUCACAUCACAGGGGAGUGCCCAGGAGAUUGCAAGGAUGGAUGGCUGGGGAAAUUUUGUAAUGAAUCUUGCCCUGAGGAAUACUUCGGGGAAAAGUGUCAACAAAAAUGUGGCUAUUGCAUUCAUGGAAACAUUUGUGAUUAUGUCAGCGGAAGUUGCUCAGAUGGGUGCGCAGAUGGUUGGGUAGGAAGUAGAUGCAACAUAGCGUGCAGCUUUGGGUAUUAUGGCAAAAAUUGCAAGGAGCAAUGCAGUGUCAACUGUAAAGAUGCUAAAGAUUGCAACCAUAUCAAUGGGUUCUGCUCAAAUGGUUGUACAGAUGGAUGGUUAGGAAACGUUUGCGAUCAAAAGUGCCCAGAGGGAGAUUUUGGUCCAGGUUGUUCCUUAGAUUGUGGGCACUGUCCAGGAGGAGCCACUUGUUCUCAUGUAGAUGGAUCUUGUUUCUCAGGGUGUGCAAAGGGAUGGCAUGGAAGAUACUGCAACGAAAGUUGUGAAAGUGGUUACUAUGGGGAUAUGUGCACUCUGAGGUGUAGCGGUCAUUGCUUGGAUGCUGGUCAGUGCGAUACGGUGUCAGGGUUUUGUACUGAAGGCUGUAUCCCUGGAUGGAUGGGGGACAUCUGUGAUAUAGGAUGCCCUUCUGGAACGUUCGGGAAGAAGUGCAUGGAAAACUGUAGUGAGCACUGUCUUAACAUUACCGAUUGUAAUCAUGUGAACGGGUCAUGUGACGGCGCAUGCGUAUCAGGAUGGACUGGAGAGCAUUGCCAGAUAGAAGUUAAUGAGACAAGUGGACUAGCUGAUGAGGCGGUAUUGGGAAUCGUAAUUGGAGUGGUUGUUCUGUUUAUUGUCACUGACGUCAUAAUGGUUGCGUUAGUUAUAAGGUAUACAGGGAAAUCAAGGGUCAAGGUUGGAGGCUCGUCUCACCAGCGCCGCCUUAGCAUCAUAAGUGUAAAUUAUUAUGCCGGUGUUCACAGUGGAAAUCAUACAGCUGAUAGAGAUAAUGCAGUGUUAGCUUUCAACACUCUUGAUAAUUUAUGUUUUCAAAAUAAUUUAGACGACAUACAUGCUGAUCAAGAUGUCGUAUUAACUACUUGUACCCGAUCUUUCAUUCAUGGAAAUAUUGGGUCACAUCACGAAAACAUGGAUUAUGUUUCAAAAGAAAACCGAUAUAUCAGUUCCUGGGAAUAG